ACUACAUACAUACCAAACACCAUACCAUAUAUCUUUAUAAAAUAAUAAUAUCUGGUAUCGGCAGUCUCAUCAAUUAUAUAAUUGAAAUGAAUAUUCUUGCAGCCAUGCAUGCAAAUCCAGUAGCAAUCUCAAUAAUUUUGGCGGCGUUGCUCAUGGCUGAGAAAUCCAUUGGAGCAGGAGACACGCUCUCACAAAGGGAAUCUCUCACAGGAAACCAAACAUUAACCUCAAAGAGUGGAACGUUUGAAAUGGGUUUCUUCCCAACAUCCACAAACAGAUUCUACCUAAGCAUUCGUUACACCCAGAUUCCAAAACCUCUAGUUUGGAUCGCAAACAGAGAAAAUCCAUUGCCAGACCCAACCACUUGCAAGCUACAAAUAUCUUCCAACGGAGAUCUUCAAGUCUACAACGGCAGUGAUAUCUUCUGGUCAACUUCCUCGUCCUCGUCCACGUCACCGGAAAGCGUGGUCGCGGUGCUCCUUGACGACGGAAACCUGAUCCUGAGAGAUGAACGGCAAGGCAUCAUCAUGACUUGGCAAAGUUUCCAUCACCCUACGGAUACUUGGCUGCCCGGAGCUACACUUAGCAUCGGACAGCGGCUGGUUUCCUGGACGAGCAACGAGGAUCCUUCGCCGGGAAUGUUCUCGGCGGAGAUAUCGCCUGAAUCUACGAUCGUCUUCAAGUGGCGGGGCUCGGCUGUGUAUUGGGAGAGCGGAAGCCUGGAGUAUGCUGAUCAGUGGGGGUUGGAUGACUGGCUCGUUUUUCAACCUAAUGAAAAACUAGGUAAUUCUUGGAGGCUUGAUAAUGCUCCCUCAUUCCCCACCCCUGUUUUCUCGAUGCUGGUGAUGAGUGUAGAGGGGAGAUUAAGGAGGCUAACAUCGUGGGGAACAAGUCUACCAAAUGAAUAUACGUUCUUGCCUGGAAAACUUUUCUGUGGAGCCUAUGGUAUAGUCAGUAGCAGUAGGUGCGAGUGCGUGCGUGGUUUCAGCCCCUCGUCGUCCUCGCCCAUCCCCGGGGCUCCCAGCUGUGAUAGGAACACCCCUCUCGAUUGUGGAGACAGGGAGGGGUUUAUGGAGAUUUCAGAUAUCAUCAAGUGGCCUAAUCAAAAAUUAAGGCCAAGAGAUGGCGCUGAUUCUGAUAACAAGUGUGAGCUCGCCUGCCUAUAUAACUGCAACUGCACAGCUUAUGCUUUUGAUCUCGGAAAAUGCUUCGUCUGGGAAAGAGAUUUAUUUGGUAUGGAACGCGGUGCUUCAGGAGGCCGCAAGUUGCACCUCAAACUUGCCUCUUCUGAUCUUCCAAAGCAACCAAGUCAAAGAAACAAGACAUUGGAGGUGAUGAUUGCAGUUGUGGUUCCAGUAGUAGUGGUGCUUGCCACUGCCGCCUUCUUCUACAAUAGGAGGACCAAACACAACAAAGUGAACAAGGAAGCAGGGGAGGAUCUUUUGUCGUUCGAUUUCAACUCAACUAAUGAUGGAACAAUUUUGAGGACAACAAGUAACAUGGAAAUUGAUUUGCCCAUGUUUAGUUAUUCAAGUGUUUCUGCUGCAACAAACAACUUCUCACCUCAAAAUAAGCUCGGAGAGGGAGGAUUCGGACCAGUUUACAAGGGAGGAUUACAAAAUGGACAAGAAAUAGCCAUAAAGAGACUUUCCCAAAAAUCUGGACAAGGUUUUGAAGAAUUCAGAAAUGAAAUCUUAUUGAUUGCAAAACUGCAGCACCGGAAUCUUGUUCGCCUCUUAGGCUGCUGUAUUGACCCUGUUGAGAGCAUACUCAUCUAUGAGUACAUGCCUAAUAAGAGUCUAGACUUGUUCCUUUUUGGAUCAAAGAAACAAGAGAUGCUAGACUGGAAAACACGCACACGCAUUGUUGAAGGGGUUGCUCAAGGGCUUCUCUACCUCCAUGAGUACUCGAGGGUGCGUAUAAUUCAUAGAGAUCUCAAGGCAAGUAACAUUCUUCUAGAUGAUGAGAUGAGCCCCAAGAUAUCGGACUUUGGGAUGGCGCGUAUCUUUGGAGGCGCUGAUUCGCGGGGCUACACCAACAGAGUUGUUGGAACGUUUGGCUACAUUGCUCCUGAGUAUGCAUUGGAAGGCCUCUUCUCCACAAAAUCUGACGUGUACAGUUUUGGAGUUUUGAUUCUUGAGAUUAUUAGUGGCAGGAAGAACACUGGCUUCUACAAAACUGACUCCCUCCAUCUUCUUGGACAUGCAUGGAAUCUGUGGAUUUCGGGCAGAGGUGUGGAACUGGUGGAUGCUAAGGUGGGGUCUCCGGCAGCUUCGACGGCGUUGAGGUACAUAAAUGUGGGACUUUUGUGUGUGAAAGAAAAUCCCAAUGACAGACCAAACAUGUCCAGUGUGGUGUCCAUGCUUAGCAGUGAGAUUGCAGCUCUUCCACCACCCAACAAGCCUGCAUUUUCAACUACAGAUUUGCUCAGUAAAUAUUCAUCACAUCCAAAAAGUGAUGAAGAUCCUUCUUCUUCUGGAAAUCACUUAACUGUUUCAACUAUUGUGCCCAGAUGAGACGACGACGAAGAUGAUGAUGAUGGUCCAGUUAUGUUUUGAGUGUCUUUUUUUCAUUAGGGGAAAUAUACUGCAUUUAAGUUUACUAAAUUCAUUUUUAAGUUUGUUAAAUACUAUUUGUAGAAAAUAUUUUAUGACUUUUGUAUCAAUAAACUUCAAUACACACAUGUA
Molecule: messenger RNA, 2687 nt
Organism: Salvia miltiorrhiza (redroot sage)
Lineage: Eukaryota; Viridiplantae; Streptophyta; Magnoliopsida; Lamiales; Lamiaceae
Product: G-type lectin S-receptor-like serine/threonine-protein kinase B120
Exons: 7
Coding region: 87-2516 (809 amino acids)
Biological process (GO): protein phosphorylation
Molecular function (GO): protein serine/threonine kinase activity; ATP binding
Source: RefSeq, a predicted model, not a curated record